GGAAAAUUAAUCGAACACCUUAGUUCAAAUAAGUUACUUAAACAUAAAAGUUCGACAAUUUGUAAUAGCUGAAACGGUUAGCUCUUAUCAGAAAUCGUUGUUAUAAUGAUAUCUAAAAAAAUAUCAAUUUUCCUGUUGUUACUAACAACUUUUGUGGCGAUCGAAGCACAGAAAAAUCUGGACAUAAAUCUCCAAUAUCAAUGGAAAUAUUUGGAAUUUCAAUUUCCGAGCGCAGCUGUUAGAGAUUCGGCAAUAAGAAAUGGGCAAUACAUACAAGGCAAUUCAUUUCCCAUCGAUAUUGAUGUCUACUAUGGAGCUACACCACCCCUACUAUUUGUUACAAUGCCAAGAUUUUUCGAUGGGACUCCAUUUACUCUGGGAACAAUAACGGGUGCUAACGCUGCCGGUGGACCCGUUAUUGCACCAUUCCCUGAUUACAACUGGCAACAAACAGGAAAUUGUAACGGUUUUACAAAUGUUUUCCGAGUAUUCGUGGACAGCUAUCAAAGAUUGUGGGUAUUGGAUAGCGGUGUCAUCAAUGACAUACAAGUGUGCCCGGCAAAAUUAGUGAUGUUUGACUUAAGAUCAACGUCCAUUCCGCCAUUCGUUCAUAUAUUCCCUAAUUCAUUGUAUCGAACCAUGUCAUUGUUUAUUACACCUGUUGUAGAUGUUCGUAACGGUUACGAUUCAAUGGUUUACAUAGCCGAUGUAACCGGUUUUGGAAUCAUUGUGUUCGACUACAAGAACAAUAGAUCGUGGCGAACGGAAAGUCAAUCGACGCAUCUGAAACCACUUCAACAAUACAGCAACUUUGUGAUUGGUGGAGAAAGUUUCAAUCUUAUGGAUGGUGUAUUUGGCCUAGCUUUGUCACCAAAAACUUAUACCAACCGGCAGUUAUUCUUCCAUUCUCUUGCCAGUGCAGCUGAAAGCAGAAUUCCAUUGAGCGUAUUGGACAAUGUGAACUAUUGGCCGGCGCAGAACCCAAUUACUAAUCCCAAUCAAUUUGUGCAAAUGGGACUCAGAGAAACUACACAGACUACGGUCCAGGCUAUGGAUAACAAUGGUAAUUUGUUUUUCGGCACAGUUUAUCCACCAGGUAUCGGAUGUUGGGACUCAAACACCUUAUACACCAAUGCCAAUUUGAGAUUAGUUGCGCGAAAUGAUGCCAAUUUACAAUUUAUCAGUGGUCUGAAAAUCGUUACGAAUAAAAGUGGUUAUCAAGAGCUAUGGGUAUUGAGUUGCCGAUUCCAGAAAAUUAUGGCCGGAACUCGACGACAAGAUCAAUAUAACUAUCGUGUUCAUAAGGUGCUAAUAAGUGACCUUCUUAAUGGAAGCACCAGAUGCAAUGGAAUAGCAAUGCCAAGAUGAAGAACUAGUUAAACUAUUUCAAAUUUGGAAAUGAAAGCAUUAAGAAAUCCAUCAAAUGAAUUCCAAUAAAUGGGUUUAAGACCUAGA
This is a messenger RNA of Bradysia coprophila, 1455 nucleotides long. Its product is annotated as royal jelly protein-like protein. NCBI's taxonomy places the organism in Eukaryota, Metazoa, Arthropoda, Insecta, Diptera, Sciaridae. Gene Ontology annotation, cellular component: extracellular region. The record is from RefSeq and is a predicted model, not a curated record.